AUGGACGUCGGCGUGAUUGAGAUGCGUUCCCCAAUCCCCCUCGUCCCAGCGCAGCACCGCUCUGAUCAAAGUGUCCAUGUUGACUGGAGGGCAGAGCAGCUCCCUGGGACCUGUGUCUGGGGUCCGCUCUCCCCCCAACACCACAUCAAGCCCAUCACCGCGCAACUUUAUCAGCCCAGCAACUUUGAUUGUGCCCCGUUCCGCUCGCCGCAUGCUAAUACCCAACCUCCACCCGCGCUCACCAGGCCUGUCACGGCUACGGCUGGAACGGAUUGUCGUGUGUAG
Knipowitschia caucasica is the source of this 285-nucleotide messenger RNA. The record is from the annotation of a GenBank genome assembly. Lineage: Eukaryota; Metazoa; Chordata; Actinopteri; Gobiiformes; Gobiidae.